CUCAUCGACCACUAAUGCAAACUCAACUCUUUUUCUUACCCAAUUGAUAUGAAUUCUUUUUUUGUUUUUGUUUGGGUGAGCAACAGGCGCUAAAAUCAAAUAUUCUAAUUACAGGAAGAAUUUUUUUCCUAAUAUUUUGAAUUUAUUUGCUAACUUUUUUCUCUUUUUUCCCCUUGUUUGUUUGGGAGACAUGUUUUAGUGUUAAAAAUAAAAUAAAAACCGUGGUAAAAUGGUAAUUAUUAUAGAAUUUUAAGGGCUGGCUAGCAUCAUUAAACCGAAAGCAGCCGUCUCGAUUUUGUUUGUGUGACGGUAAUAUAUACCAUUAGGAUAGGAAUUAUGAGGUGAAAGGGAAUAAUAUAUUAUUAUGAUGAUAUCACUGCUCUUAUAUUAGAUAAAUAAUUUAAAAUAAAUAAAAUGGUGCGAUGUGCUGUUUAGAACUAAUUCUCAAUAUUCCCUAUCUCCACUCUUCUAGUGAAUAUAAUGGAGAUCGAUCGAUCGAGGAGAGUAGUAGUGGAACAAUAUUUGGAAUUUUAUGGGUUAUAUAUGUGAAGUAGCACUAUGGCAAUUUGCAGGCAGAGGGCAAUUAGGCAACCUUUCGUAACAGAGAAAAGCCGUUGCUCGUCAUAUAGGAAUGUGACCGGUGACAUGCAUUUUAUCGUAACUUGUACUUUUUGGUCGAUCUAAUUCUAACAGAGGUCGAUCGAAGACACUAAUGUGGGCACUCUGAUGACUUAUUAGUUAUUACGGUCGACCUUUAAAAUGUAGCGGUCAUUAACAAAAUGGUAGACCAUUUACAGAAAGAGGUCGACAAGAUAGAAGAGAAGUGUGUUGUAUCCAUUUAUCCAUCAUCAUUUGACGUAAAAUAAAGAUCGUGUUGGUUUCGUGGUCGACCUAAUCCGGUACGAGGUCGACCGAAUAUAGGAAAAUCUACCUAUGGCCUACGUCUUUUUUGCUUAUGUAUGUCUAUGUGGGUGGUGGUUCUUUUGUUCGUACAAAUUACGUUUCAAACCAAGAAAAUCCUCCAUAAAUAAUGAUAACAAAGACUCAUAACUUCAUAACAUAACAACUAAACAAACUAACAAGAAAUAUUAUAAAACACAAAUCAUAAUUGUUCACACAUAAUUAAAAUCCAAAACCACAUAAUAUCAAUCAACAAUUGUUUUUAACACUUAACAAUAAAAACACACAAUCGGUUAUAACACAAUCGUACUUAUGCGAUCGACCUAUUAAGUGCAAAAUGGUCGGCCUACGAGGUAUUUGGGUCGAACUUUUCAUUCUGUUCGCUUUCCAAAUAGGUCGACCAUUCAUUAUAGACGGUUAACCGCGUCGUUGAACCUCACAAAAUCGAAACAACAUAUCAGGUCGACCGAAAAAGUCCAUGUUACGGUGACAUGCAUCUCACCAUAGCAAAGUCCUGAAGCAUUUUGUUUAGAAUUUUUUUCGACGUGUCGCUUAUGCAUAAUUAAAUGGCGAAUAUAUAUGUCGUUAAUGUUAAACAAAAAAAAUUAACAUUAUCUACAAAAAUCAGUCUUCUAUCUUAAUCAUUUCAAUAUCUAGCAAACUUCGUGAGCUAUUUUUUUGAUGUCGUCGUUAAGUAUUGAAUAUAUUAACCACUCGAACUAAAACGGGGUUAGUGUUGUAAAUUGUUGUUUCAUUUAACUUUGUCAAUUUGAUAAGAAAUAAUAAUCGACCAUUCCAAUUCGCAGAAAUACAACAAAGUACGACUGUGAUAUCACUUGAAUCAUAUAUUCUGAUCAAUAUCAUAUAUUCUGAAGUCCAUGAUCGAUCUCCAUGCAUGAUAAGAGUUAUAAGCUUGAAUCUAUUCUCAUGGUUGUUGCAGGUAUCUUCCUCCAUACACGUCGUUCCUGCCCACAGAAAGAGAAGAGGAAGAAGAGGACAGAAACAGUCGUAGUGAUAAUAAUACUAUUCAAAAUAGCAACAGUACUACUGGAGAGAAAAGGGCGGGAAAUAAUAAUAUUGUGGAGAAUGUGAUAUUCUCGCCGCUCUCUUUUCUGGUCGUCUUCGUCGUCAUGGUGUGCAUCACCGAGAGGGAAAGCUUGAAGAAAGAUCCCCUCAAUUUCAACGUCUUCACCAUUGCCUUCGAAGUUGUCAGGUACACUACUACUUAUAUUAUUCUUCUUCUUCUUAUUAUUAUUCUAUAUUCCUCCAGCCUCUUCCUCUUCCCUUCUCAAAUCCUUCCUUCAAAUCCCUAAUUCGAUCUCUAAAUUCUUGAAUCUCUCAAUCGUCUUCUAUUCUAUCCCGUUACAAUAAUCGUAUGUCCCAUAAUAAUUUUAUAAUUAAAACGUAAGUGCGGUUUGAUCAGUAAUCUUUGGCAGCGGCGGAUCUAGGGGCCGCUCCCGGGCCGCGACCCAGCCCUCCCUCGAUCCAGAACUAGUAUAUAUAGUAUUUGUAAAUUUUUUAUUUUUGUUGUUUGUUUUAGUGUUUUUUCGUGUUACGGCCUAGCCCUCUCCACCUUUUUUCCAAUGUGGCCUAGUGCUCACUACCAAUGUAGUCAAAAGCGCGUUUCUAUGUAGAAACAGUUUGGUAAUUUAGAAGCGUAAAAUCGUAAGUUUUUAAGCUUUAAAGCGUAGUUUUUAUUAACUACAUUAGUUAUAAAAACGGAGAUUAUGCGGAGAAGCGUUUUGUUGACCUAAAAGUGUAAAACCGUAAAUUUUUAAAAUUUAAAACGCGAUUUUGACUGCAUUGCUCACUACUGCUGAUCUUUGGACACCACAAAAUUAAAUUGCUGGCUACACUAGCUCAUGAUCAUUUUGGUGGCUAAAACGUGUAUUCGAUGGGCAGCUUGAUGGCUGGUUCUGGACGGCAUUAGUCAAAUCUUAUCUCUGUUUUAAAGUAAAGAUAGAUAUAUAUAUGUUUUGAUUGUGGGUUAUCCUCCCAUUUCCUUUCCCUCCUUUGUUUGUGUUUUGUUUCCACUUAGAUGUUGUUUUGGAAGUUGUGAUUGUUUUAUUUAGUUUUGAUUCAAGUCAAUGAGUUCAUUUUUCACGUCUUUAAAAUGUUUAUUUUUGGCAUAAUUCAUCAUACGAAAUAAAUAAUAUUUUUUUUUUGAAGGAAUUGUUCCAUUGAGGAUUGAAGAGAAUGAAUUCUGUUAAGGGGAAUGAAUUUUUUUUCUUCUUUGGGAACAUGUUAUUUAUUCCGAUGGAGAUCAGUGAUUUAUGGGGAAUAAUUACCCUCUUGAUUGAAUAUUUUUUCAGUACUCCACUAUACUAAACCUUUUUUUCUCUUGGCUCUAAGACUAGAGACCAAAGGGAAAUCCCCAACUUUCCCCAAACCCUUUUAUUCGAGUCUCUUUUUCCCCCUUGCGGAACAUUUGCAGAAAACACGUAUUUGGGGAUUUUGCCACUAUAUUGAUUCUUAACUGACAUUGUUGGAUCAUGUAUAUCUCGUAAUUUAAUGGAUUAUCAAAUAAACCACAUAUUUCAAAUGUAUUUUUUUUUUUUCGUUGAAUGAAUAUUUUUCUUUACAUGUGUUUCAUGGUUAAGAUAUUGUGGGAAGUUUGUCAAGAACCAGUUGGUCCCAAUAACUCGAGUUGUUGGGAGAAGGUUUUGCUGGAUCUUAUACCACACUCUAACACGCCCCCUCAAACGAAAGCCAACCCAUGGGCUUGAAGUUUGCACAGGCCCACCAUACCAUGUGCUUGAAAGACAACGGUUAAUAUUGGGGGUCGUGGAGAUUCGAACACAUGACCUUUUGGUUCGAGGCUCUGAUACCAUGUCAAGAACCAGUUGGUCCCAAUAACUCGAGUUGUUGGGAGAAGGUUUUGCUGGAUCUUAUACCACACUCUAACAAACUUAAAUCAUGCUA
Linum trigynum is the source of this 3822-nucleotide messenger RNA. The record is from the annotation of a GenBank genome assembly. Lineage: Eukaryota; Viridiplantae; Streptophyta; Magnoliopsida; Malpighiales; Linaceae.